AUGUUGCUUGCACUGUCUUCAAUGGCGCCUGCAAGAGCUGGAUUACUAGAGGAGUCUGAAGAAGCCGCACAACCUUCCACUGCUUUGGCACGAGCUUCAGCUUCCACUUCUGACGCUGCAAAAAGGCCUGCAAGAGCUUCCCCUUCUGUUGCUGCUGUUGCCGCCAAACCGCCACCACCACCACCACCACCUUCCACUUCUGCUGCAGCAAAAAAGCCCCCACAAUCUCCAUCCACUGAAUCCAAAGAGCCAACAUUGGACUAUGGGGAGCCAUCUACAGCUGUUGCCGCCAAACCGCCACCACCACCACCACCACCUUCCACUUCUGCUGCAGCGAAAAGGCCCCCACAAUCUCCAUCCACUGAAUCCAAAGAGUCAACUUAUGACUAUUGGAAGCCGUCUUCACCAAAGAGAACAAGAAGACCAGACAGUCAGGAGGGUCAGCGAAGUUGGGCAACACAGCUGAGAAUGAAGAAGGAGCUGCAAGCUAUCCUUGCAGUUGACGAGUCUGAAGAGGUUAGAGAAAAGUUUGAUGAAGUUCUCGGUAAUUUUGACAAGAAAUUGUUGCAACCCAAAGGACGUCGAGAAUCAGCUAGGCAGUUCCAGAAUCGAACUGAAAAGGCUAGAAGCGAGUACAAUCAGGCAUUGAAGGAUCAAUAUGGCCCAGUAGACCACAAUGUUUCAGAAUUCUUAACAAAACAUAACAUUCAAGCGCCAAACCCACAAAAGUGCGAUACUACCGAAAUUUGGAAGAUCAGAUAUGAGCCACCCAAUACAGACAAAACCGAGCCCACAUUCAGGCUUAUGCUAGGAUCUCGAACAAAGAGCAGGAUUUUUGUUUCAAAUGUGACAGUUGCCUAUGUCAAACAUUAUCUUGGUAAAGGAUUUGUUGAAAAAUGCAUUGCUUAUGGAGAAAGGUGUUCUUCUAGGGGUAUUAAUCAACCCUCAUUCUUUGUUCCACUGGGAGAUAGCAACUUGGAUGUUGCCCCGAACCACUGUCUUCUCAAAUUACAAAAAAAUGGGGACCAGAUGAAAAUGCUUCCCUAUGUUAAAGGCAAUAACAAUUGUUGCCUUGGUUUUUCUCUGGCAAAUGCUCUGCACUACUUGAACUUCCACAAGGAGUCAUGGAAACUAUAUCAACAAUCACACGACUUGAGUGAACUGGAUGCAACCGCUCAAUUCAAAUGGCUCUUAGCUUGGGUGCAGGUCUCUGUUGAAGGAGUGGCCCCAUUAUCCUUGAAGGAGUCCAAGGAACACUUUGAUGGGAUGGUGGGAGUCACCAAAUGCUUGAAGUCUUUGGCACAACAAGAGCUUGUUGUGUUCGUUCCUAAAGUGAAGGAUGGGACGAAUACUCAUGCAGUAGCAUGCACUCAUGGCUUGAUAUUUGACUCCACACAGAAGUACCCAAUGAAACUGUGUCGUGAUAGUUUAAGCUUCAUUGCCGGUUCUGCUGGUUUUGGUGGCAUUUGGCGUUCCCGUCUUUUCACAUUCAGCAAGGCACUGAAAGGACAGGGAAAACGAUACCAUGUCUUGUUGUCCAUUUGUUGCUCCAAGGAAUGUCUCUCUGAUUCAUACAAUUACGGUCAAUGUCUUUAA
Messenger RNA from Cylindrotheca closterium, 1596 nucleotides. Lineage: Eukaryota; Bacillariophyta; Bacillariophyceae; Bacillariales; Bacillariaceae. The record is from the annotation of a GenBank genome assembly.